Molecule: messenger RNA, 4788 nt
Organism: Botrytis cinerea B05.10
Lineage: Eukaryota; Fungi; Ascomycota; Leotiomycetes; Helotiales; Sclerotiniaceae
Exons: 3
Coding region: 121-4302 (1393 amino acids)
Molecular function (GO): protein binding
Source: RefSeq, a predicted model, not a curated record
GGGGAAUUUGAAUCGAUUGUGUUAUCCAUCACUGCAGUUUCCUAACUUUCCUUGAAUCUUUGAAGUUUUCGAGCUUUUGCUGAACUUAUAAGUUUGCUGGUUGCGAUUUCCGAAUAUUCAAUGGCUGUUGAAAUCAAAUCAUUUGUCGCAAGUGGAAAUACACUAGCAGGAAAUGCGAACAUUCAGAUUAAUGGCCCAAUCGUGGGCAAUGUGAACAUUCCACUGCCUCCGGAUUUGUCUCAAAAACAAAAGAUCGAUCAGGAUGAAUGUUACAAUGCAUUAUUUCUAACGCACCCUGAAGACGAUAGAGAAGGAAUCUGCAGUCGCAACGGUUACCCUGUCCCAGAUACCUGCAAAUGGAUCCAAAAAGUCAAGGAAUUUCAGAUUUUCGAGCAGAGCUGGAUACCAAAUUCCAAUAAUUUUCUCUGGAUGUAUGGUGGUCCUGGAAAAGGGAAAACAUACCUUUCUAUCUAUCUGGCGAGCCGCUGGGUUUCGCUUGUAGACUCUCGAGAGCCAAGUCAUCUUGUUUUAGAAUACUAUUGCGACAGCAGUAACUCUCAACGCAACUCGGCAUUAUCUGUGCUUCGGAGUCUCAUCUGUCAGCUUUUAAAAGCAAACAACGACCUAUACCAGGAUAUUUUGGGUGAGUUUGAUAGCUGCCGUCGUCAGAAUCAAAAGCUCGCCAGUAAUUUUUACAGGGAAAAUUUGUGGCGUAUCUUCAAGUCUAUGGUCAAACAUAUUCCAGAAAAUAUAGUGCUAAUCUUGGACGGACUCGAUGAAUGCGAUGAUGACUCGAUUUCGUUCCUCCAAGCAAAACUGGAAGAUCUCUAUGUAUCCAACCGAGGGAACGACCAGGGGAUCAAAACAAUUAUCAUCAGCCGCCCAUUGCAAAACAAUAUUCGAACGGACUUAAGUAUUGAUUUGGAUGAUUUGGACAAAGAAUACAGUGAAAGACGAAUAGAAGAUAUCAAAGCAUUCAUCUCAGAGAACGUCGACCGAAUAAGUUAUAUUGACGACAAAAAUAAGAAUCAUUUAAAAGAAACCUUGCUUAGACGUGCUGACGGGACGUUCCUCUGGGUCUCUCUAGCAAUUAAUGAAUUGAAAAAUAACACUGCGAUGUUGGAACAAGUAAUCCGCCGCCCUGAAUCCGCUAAUACCUGGUUGCCAAGAGGGUUGGAUGAUAUGUACAAUCGGAUUCUGAUGAACAUACCAGAGUCCAGGCGCCAGAUUUCUUUCCAAAUAAUUCAAUGCAUUUACAUUGCUAUUCGUCCUCUCACAAGGGCUGAGAUUUGUUUGAUGGUCGAUAGCGAUGAUAUCAAGGUGCAGACAAGCCUUGGAAGCCUGAAACACAUAAUCGUAAAAGCAAAAUUGAACAAACGAUUUCAGUUCAUCCAUUUGUCGCUAAAAGAUCAUCUCCGAUCUAUUCCGCCUCUUCCAUCUUUUUUUUCGUCUACCGGUGGACUCAAUAAACUUCUACUUUCGAUGGAUCUAGUACUAAGCAGAAUAUACCUCGAGUCUGCCUGUGACUUGGCACUUCUAAUUCUCCCUGCCGCUAUUAUUCUCUAUUGGACCAAGAGUUUACUGAUCUAUGCGAGCUUUUUCACUACAGCAAUUUUCUCGUAUCAUCGAAUUUGUACUUCCAGCUUUUCUGGGCCAUUAUUCCUCAUCAAACAUUUUCAAAAACAUUUAAAAAUACGAGCGUUCGGAUUCAAAGAGCAGAAAGCUCAUGAAGAACUAUUUAAGAGAUGCUUAAUUACUAUGGAGAAGUUGAGAGCGAACGGAUGCGACGUGGAACCUGGGACUUGCAUUGCUGAGAUUGAUGAGGAAAAGAAGGCAAAAUAUCUGCUUGAUGUCGAAUAUUCAUGCUGUCACUGGAUGAAUCAUCUCUAUAAAAGCAAUUCCAAGCAGGGUGAUGAUGGCUUACUUCACAACUUCUUAAUCAAAUAUUUCCUGCAUUGGCUCGAAGUUAUGAGCUUGACAAAACAAACUCCAGAGAGCAUCAUUGUUAUGAACGAUUUGAAGUCUUACACUUCGCAUGUUGAAAAGUCGGAGCUUUAUCGUUUUAUCCAUGAUGCUGAGCAAUUCAUCAGUUUCAAUAGAUCCGGUAUUGAACAAGCACCUUUGCAGAUAUACUCAUCAGCUCUUUUCUUUGCCCCCAAGAAGAACAUAAUUCGGCAAACGUUCAAAAGAUGUAUCCCACCCUGGUUAUAUGAAAUUACUAGAAAAAGAUCAAAUUGGACUCCGGGUAUUCAAAUACUUGAAGGUCACGCCGAUUUCAUACACGAUAUUGCCUUUUCACCCAAUGGAAAUAUGGUCGCUUCCAGCUCUUCUGAUUGCCAACUUCGUCUUUAUGAUGUUGCUACCGGUAGACUGCUACAAUUAUACCACCAUCCUAUAAGUUAUUGGGAUUUAAAGGCGACUUUCUCACCAGAUAGCAGAAUGAUUGCUUCUAGCUCUGACGAUGCCAAAAUUCGAAUUUGGAAUACAGUGACGGGUGAAUUACUUCAUAUAUUCACCGGGCAUUCAGGUGUGGUAAAUUCAAUCUUCUUCUCUCUCGAUGAUAAAACGAUAACUUCAUGCUCUUGUGACCAUACGGUCCGGCUUUGGACUAUGAAUAGCGAUCAUCCUUCGCAACUACUAUAUGGAUCUGAACAUCAUUCUACCAAAGUAAAUUCUGUUCUUGUCUCGCCCGACAACAAAAUGGUUGCUUCACUUAUGAAAAACGGGGACAUUGGCCUUUCGAAUAUGGAAGGAAAAUUGUUGCAUUCAUUCAGUAACAAUGCAGAAAAUGAACAAAGAUAUGACCAAUCAAUCACCUUUUCACCGAAUAGCAAAUUGAUAGCUUCGAUUGAUCGUGGGGGAGAAAUUAGGGUUUGGAGAGCAGAGGUAGGGUACGAAUUACUGUGGGUGCAUAAGUAUCACCAGCCCUCGGUAAAGCCAGUAUUUUCACCCAAUAGUCAGAUGAUAGCUUUGGUAUUUGAAAUGUCGGUUCAGCUUUGGAAUGCAAGGGAAGGCGUAUUAUUACAAACAUUUAAUGGUCACUUUUACGAUAUUAGAGACGUCGCAUUUUCACCUAAUGGCCAGAUGAUGGCUUCAGCCUCCCAAGACAGAACAAUCAGACUUUGGUACAUAUCAGGCGAACCAGUGCAGACAUUAAAAGGUCAUUUAUCAGGGGUGACAAAAAUCUUAUUCUCGCCUGAUAGCAAGAUUAUUGCUUCGAGCUCUUUCGACAAAACAGUUAGGCUUUGGGAUAUCAAGACCUUGAUAGAUAUGCCACCACCAAAAAUUGAUGGAAAUCCGAUUAAGAACGGCAUUCGUGGGCUUAAACUGUCAUCAGAUGGUAGGAUGCUGGCUAUAGAUCAUUUUUUUAACCGAAGAAUUCGACUUCAAGACGUGGAAACAGGUGAAUUUCAACAGACGCUUUUCAAUACCUGGCUGAAUUAUCAAACACAACUCCCAAUUCAGUUCUCGCCGAACAACAAAAUAAUAGCGAUUACUAAGAGACAUAGCCACACAAUCGAAUUGUGGGAUGCAGCAGAAGGUAAACUAUUGCAUGAACUCGAUAGUGACAGAGAAAAUAUCAACUGGAUUAUAUUCUCACUUGAUAGCACCAUGGUGCUUUGGAGCGAUGCCUAUGUCUGUGAAAGUAAGCUUUGCAGUUCACAAACAGGGAAGCUUCUGCAAAAAUUACCCAGUUUUGUGAACAAGAAACAUUGGCAUUCGGCAGCGUUCUCACCGGAUGGCAAGGUUUUAGCAUUUGGUUUCGACCAUGAAAUUCAGCUUUGGAGUACAACAACAGGCAAGCUACUACGGAAAAUAGAGGAUCAUCCGAGUUCGAUAAGUUCACAUGGUCGAUUCGCGAGACUACCUACUGUUAAGCGAUUUUACAAGUUGAGCCACUCAAAUGAUUGGAUAGUCGAAAAAAACUCCAACGGAGAACGAAAUAUCCUUUGGCUUCCAUUUGAGUAUCGACCAUCUUGCAUGACUAGUCGUAGGGGUAUGAUAGCCAUGGGAUAUCCUUCUGGAAAGACAUUUCGCAUGAAAAUUAGGAAUGAUGACAAUGAGGCAUUUGCUAAGGACAUAGGUGUCUGGGGAGGCGAAGUAGAUAUGGAUGAAGAUGAGGUUGAGGAAGAUUUGGAUAUAUCGGGGGGCAUCAUUGUUGAAGAUCGUUAUGUGACAGUUAAGGGAGAUUAUGAAGAUUCCACUGAAGAUCCAUGUGUUUGGGAAGGUACAAUAGACUCGGAUGCCGAAUCAUUAAAAAAAGGAGCAUUGGAAAGAUUUUCCGGAGGUGAACAGUUAUAAAGACAGCUGCUUGAAGAGAAGCGUAUGGAACAAAAAGAGAUAGACGAUGAGGAGAUUCAGAAUGAAGAAAUAGAGAAUAAAGAGAAGUAGCACGAGGUGAUAAAGAAUGGAGAGAUAGAAAAUGAGGAGAAAAGGACUCACAGCGAAGAAGAGAAAAAAAGAAGCAAGGCUAAACAGAAAUUUUAAUUUUUUUUUGGAACGAAUCAGGUGGUGUAUAUGAAAGCGAGAUCAGAUUAGCGAGUAAAAAUAAAAGGAAGGUGUUGCAAAAUCAGGCCCGCUCUGCUAUUAAUGUUUUUACGGUAGAAUCUUCCUUAUGAUUAGGAUCUUAAACAGGUGCCAACAGAAAGGCUACAAAGAAGGCCAAUCUUUGUAGUGAAGCAAACCUAAGAAGAUUAGGGCACGAAGAAUAAAAAAAAAAUAGAUACACUGACCUGCAAACAGUGAAGUAAAAAGAAAUACCUCGUAGGAAAUUUGACCCGAUCGAUA